AUGUUCAAGUUAAGACAGAAGUUCAAGUUGACGUCCCACGAAGAAGAGUUACCGGAGAUUAACAAGUUGUCUAUUGACGACGAUGUUUCCACCAUCAAUAGUGAGAAAAAGAGCUCAGAUACCUCGGGUAACAUGAGUAACAGUAAUAGUAAUGCUACUACCAAUAGCGCUAGUACGGCCGCAAGUACCAGUACCAAUGGAAGUAGUACUAACGGUAAUAAUAACCCGUCCAGUGGCACCAACGAAAACGUCGGAGGUAAUGGUUUAUUGACUAUCAAGAUUUAUCAUUCCGAUUUAAUCAAAUUACCUAUCAAGAUUAAGAAUGAUAAGAAUAUCCUCACAGCUUUGGCUUCCAAUGCCAUCAAUGAAACCAGCAAGUCCCUGCUUUUAGAUAAAAUCAGUAAAUUGGAUGAUUCUGAGUUCAUUGAUCAAGACAUAAAUUCCAAAUAUUUACCAUCGAUUAUUUCCAUCCCCGAUCCAAAUUCAAAGAACCAAUUGAUUAGAAGUUUACUCUAUCUUACAGUUGAAUUUGAAAAUAACGUGUUAGUAGUGGAACCUAUCAAUGGAGAUUUGAACAAUUCUACUUGGAAUCAAGUCAUAUCAUUUGAUGUUACUAAAACAUUAAAAUCUUCAUCAAAUAACUCCAAUUUCUUGAAUUUGAAUUUAUUUGUUAAGUUACCAAACAUUUUAUGUUCACAUAAGAACGAUUUAUUGAUUGGAAGUAUUAAAUUACCAUUGAAUUUGAAAUUCCAUAAUAAAUCCAUUAGAUUAUUAAACCAUGAAUAUUUAGAAUUCUCAUCACCUUUAUCAAUGAACGAUAACGAAGAAGCCAAAGUUUUACCUGGGAAAAUUCAAGUCACCAUAGAUUUCAAACCUAUCAUAAAAAAAUCCUUAUCGAUUGAAGAAUUUGAUUUGUUGAAAGUUAUUGGUAAAGGUUCAUUUGGGAAAGUCAUGCAAGUUAUUAAGAAAGAUACCAAACAAAUUUAUGCUUUAAAGACCAUAAGAAAACAACAUAUCAUCAGUAGAAUGGAAGUGAUUCAUACAUUGGCAGAAAGAACUGUUUUAGCCAAGAUUAAUAAUCCUUUCAUUGUACCUUUAAAAUUCAGUUUCCAAUCAAAAGAUAAGCUUUAUUUAGUGCUUUCAUUUAUUAAUGGAGGAGAAUUGUUCUAUCAUUUACAACAAGAUGGGAAAUUCUCCAUGGAUAGAUCAAGAUUUUAUAUUGCUGAAUUAUUAAGUGCAUUAGAAAGUUUACAUGAAUUAAAUGUUAUUUACAGAGAUUUGAAACCGGAAAAUAUUUUAUUGGAUUAUCAAGGACAUAUUGCUUUAUGUGAUUUCGGAUUAUGUAAGCUUAAUAUGAAUGAUAGUGAUAAGACCAAUACAUUUUGUGGUACACCAGAGUAUCUUGCUCCAGAAUUGAUUUUAAAUCAAGGAUAUACUAGAUCAGUUGAUUGGUGGACCUUAGGGACUUUAUUAUAUGAAAUGUUAACUGGAUUACCCCCAUUUUAUGAUGAAGAUCAUAAUACCAUGUAUAAAAAGAUAUUGAAAAAUCCUUUGAAGUUCCCUUCAUUCUUGGAAAAUACUGAUGCCAAGGAACUUUUGGUGGAAUUAUUAAAGAAAGAUCCAACACAAAGACUUUCGGAUCCAGUUAAAAUCAAAAACCAUCCAUUUUUCAAAGAUAUUGAUUGGGUGAAAUUGAACAACAAAAGUUAUUUACCUCCAUUCAAGCCAAAUGUUGAAAAUUUGUUGGACACUUCCAAUUUCGAUGCUGAAUUUACUAAUGAAAAACCUCAAGAUAGUGUGGUGGAUGAUUAUUUAAGUGAAAGUGUACAGAAACAAUUUGGUGGUUGGACAUAUAAUGGUGAUAGGGUUUUAUAG
This is a messenger RNA of Yamadazyma jaroonii, 1875 nucleotides long. NCBI's taxonomy places the organism in Eukaryota, Fungi, Ascomycota, Pichiomycetes, Serinales, Debaryomycetaceae. The record is from the annotation of a GenBank genome assembly.